This is a messenger RNA of Helobdella robusta, 582 nucleotides long. RefSeq lists its product as hypothetical. Bases 1 to 582 code for a protein of 193 amino acids. The transcript has 3 exons. Lineage: Eukaryota; Metazoa; Annelida; Clitellata; Rhynchobdellida; Glossiphoniidae. The record is from RefSeq and is a predicted model, not a curated record.
AUGUGGUUAGUUGCGAAAAACAGUUCCCUGCUGUCAUCUGAUCUGAUGCUGAUCAUUUUACAUAUUGCCUUAAGAAAUUUAAGGGUGUUGGGGUCCAUCGGGCUGAGAACCUCGAUACAUAUUGGCAAGAAUUCCAUCGAGGGGAGGGCGUUCCCAUAUUUUUUCAUUUUCUCGUCCGCUGCCCUGGCCGCGGCCAAACCGUAUUUUUUACUUGUCAGGUUUACGUAUCGUUCGGCGAGGGUGCCAGGGACCGUAACAUCCCACGCCAAACAUCUGCCGGCUCUUCAAGGUAUUAGUGUGCAUCCGUCCGGGCGCCUACCAUCAUGCGCAGAAAUGCCGAAUGGUUCCUUGAGAACCGGGAUUGAAGCCUUGGAGAAGAGCCGACAAAUGGCGGUGCGCAGGGCUCCGUCAAAUUCGCCCAAUUUAGAAGGGUCAAUGUGUUUGGAUGUACGCAGGAAGUACAUCAAUAUGGGCAAACUGAGGGCAUUGCAAAUAAUAGUCAAGGCAUCAUGGGCCGAAAGACAGGAAACACGACCCAGGCAUUCGACAAUAGACGAAAAAUUUACGUUGGCCAAAUGCUGA